Molecule: messenger RNA, 507 nt
Organism: Emiliania huxleyi CCMP1516
Lineage: Eukaryota; Haptophyta; Isochrysidales; Noelaerhabdaceae
Exons: 2
Coding region: 1-507 (168 amino acids)
Biological process (GO): activation of GTPase activity; nucleocytoplasmic transport
Cellular component (GO): perinuclear region of cytoplasm; cytosol; nucleus
Molecular function (GO): small GTPase binding; GTPase activator activity
Source: RefSeq, a predicted model, not a curated record
AUGCGCGACGGCGUGGAGUACGACUUCCGCAGCCUCGUCGCCGACUGCGUCCAGGACGGCGGCCGGCGCCCUCCGCUGCUGCCGUCUGCGUUCGCGGCGGAGCUGGAGAUGAAGAGCUUCACCAACGGCAAGGACGACAAGCCGCUGGUGAAGCGGCUGUACGAGGCCGCCUUCGAGGAGCAGUUUGGCAAGGCGACCGAGCUGAUCUACAACAGCCUCGGCUGGGGCGACGCGGAGGCGGCGCAGCUGGCGGAGGUCCUUGCGAGCGGGGCGGCGCCGCGGCUCGAGGAUCUCACUCUCAACGGCAACAAGAUUGGCGACGAGGGCUGGAAGGCGCUGGCCGCCGCCCUCGGCAAGGAGGGGGCAGUGCCGCGGCUCGAGACGCUCCAUCUUAACCGCAACGAGAUUGGCGACGAGGGCUACAAGGAGCUCUGGGUGGGCUACAAGAACAAGGAGCAGCCUGAGCUGGUGGCCGUGUGCAAGGAGCGCGGCAUCGGACUCUACUGA